AGGACCUACCCCUCAUAAUCUCUUUACCAUCUUGCAGUAUCUCGCUUCCUCUCUCUCAUCUCUGUAGACAUGGCUCUCCUCAGCGAUCUCAUCAACCUCAAUCUCUCAGACACUACUAAGAAGAUCAUCGCCGAAUACAUAUGGAUUGGUGGAUCUGGCAUGGACAUGAGAAGCAAAGCAAGGACCUUGCCGGGGCCGGUUACUGACCCACAUAAGCUCCCGAAAUGGAACUACGACGGAUCAAGCACCGGCCAAGCUCCUGGGGAUGACAGCGAAGUCAUUUUAUAUCCACAAGCGAUAUUUAAAGAUCCUUUCAGAAGGGGAAAUAAUAUUUUGGUGAUGUGCGAUGCAUAUACUCCUGGCGGGGAACCGAUUCCUACUAAUAAAAGGUUUAAUGCGGCAAAGAUAUUCAGUCAUCCUGAUGUUGUUGCUGAAGAGACUUGGUAUGGAAUUGAGCAGGAAUAUACUCUCCUUCAAAAGGACAUCCAUUGGCCUCUAGGCUGGCCAGUUGGCGGCUUCCCGGGCCCGCAGGGACCAUACUAUUGUGGUGCCGGAGCUGACAAGGCAUUUGGACGAGACAUUGUUGAUGCUCACUACAAAGCAUGCCUUUAUGCUGGAAUUAACAUCAGUGGGAUCAAUGGAGAAGUUAUGCCUGGCCAGUGGGAGUUCCAAGUUGGCCCUGCUGUCGGGAUUUCAGCUGGUGAUGAGUUAUGGGUAGCUCGCUACAUUCUUGAGAGGAUUACAGAAAUAGCUGGAGUGGCUCUUUCCUUUGACCCGAAGCCGAUCCCAGGUGAUUGGAAUGGUGCUGGUGCUCACACAAACUAUAGCACCAAGUCCAUGAGAAAUGAUGGAGGAAUUAAUGUGAUCAAGAAAGCCAUCGAGAAGCUGGGCCUGCGACACAAGGAACACAUUUCUGCAUAUGGAGAGGGCAAUGAAAGAAGAUUGACGGGUCGUCAUGAAACUGCAGAUAUCCACACAUUUUCUUGGGGAGUUGCAAACCGUGGUGCGUCUAUCCGUGUUGGCCGUGAUACUGAAAAGGCAGGGAAAGGCUACUUCGAGGACAGGAGGCCAGCAUCCAACAUGGACCCAUACGUGGUCACCUCCAUGAUAGCUGAGACAACUAUUCUCUUGAAGCAUACUUAGAAAGUGGCGAAGGACUUACAAAAUACACAGGUUUAUAAACAUUAGAAGAUUGUGAUAUUUUAGUUCAAGUGGUCAUUUGUAUUUUCAAACUGGGUGGCUGCCAGCUGAUUGCCCUUUAUUUAGGUGAUUUCUUGCUUUGGAUGAAUAAUAUUGCUCUGUUUGUUUUUGAAGUAUUUCUUCACCAUAAAAAUAAAUGGUCAGUCUAUGAA
Messenger RNA from Magnolia sinica, 1352 nucleotides. RefSeq names its product glutamine synthetase nodule isozyme-like. Lineage: Eukaryota; Viridiplantae; Streptophyta; Magnoliopsida; Magnoliales; Magnoliaceae. Gene Ontology annotation, molecular function: glutamine synthetase activity. The transcript has 13 exons. The coding region runs from base 70 to 1143 and encodes 357 amino acids. Gene Ontology annotation, cellular component: cytoplasm. The record is from RefSeq and is a predicted model, not a curated record.